Messenger RNA from Aspergillus wentii DTO 134E9, 1476 nucleotides. RefSeq names its product aldehyde dehydrogenase family protein. The coding region runs from base 1 to 1476 and encodes 491 amino acids. Gene Ontology annotation, molecular function: aldehyde dehydrogenase (NAD+) activity. The transcript has 2 exons. Gene Ontology annotation, cellular component: cytoplasm. Gene Ontology annotation, biological process: aldehyde metabolic process. Lineage: Eukaryota; Fungi; Ascomycota; Eurotiomycetes; Eurotiales; Aspergillaceae. The record is from RefSeq and is a predicted model, not a curated record.
AUGGCGUCAUUCACUUCCCCAGACGAAUUCGAAAAAGCGUACAGCACCCUCCAUGCCACCUUUGCAACUGGCAUAACGAAAUCGAUCCAAUGGCGCAAAUGGCAGCUCAAGCAGCUCUGGUGGAUGAUCGACGACAACGAAGACGCCUUCUGCGAUGCCCUCCACCAAGACCUCCAUCGUCAUUCCUUUGAAAGCAGAGCAGUUGAGAUCCCCAGCGUCAAGUCAGGCAUUAUCGAAAUGUUGGACAAUCUCGAGAAAUGGGCAAAGGGCGAGGCACCGCCCGACCCGGGCUUCUUCUUUGGCACGAUCGGAAAGGCUUGGAUCAGGAAAGAACCGUUGGGCGUGGCGUUGAUUAUCGGGGCUUGGAACUUUCCCGUGGCUACGAUAUUUCCGCCAGCUGUCGCAGCCAUCGCAGCGGGCAAUUGUUUGAUGCUGAAGCCGUCCGAGUUGAGUGGUGCGACACAGAAUCUUCUCGCGGAGCUGGUGCCCAAGUAUCUCGACACGUCGGCGAUCACUGUCGUCACUGGUGGUCCAUCCGAGACGGGAUUUAUCCUCGAGCACAAGUUCAACCAUAUUUUCUAUACUGGAGGAAGCAAGGUCGGUCGCAUUAUCGCGGGGGCUGCGGCUAAACAUCUCACGCCCGUUGUGUUGGAACUGGGCGGACAAGCACCAGCAAUCGUAACCAAGAGCGCGGAUAUCGAUCUGACUGCGAAGCGACUGGCGAAUACGAAGCUCUUCAACUACGGGCAAGUCUGUCUUAACGUCAACCAUGUCUUUGUGGAUUCUACAAUUCAUGACGAGUUUGUCGAACGAACCAUCUAUUGGAUGAAGCAAUUCUCUCAAGAUAAAACCGACGGUCUUCCUCGCAUUAUCAAUGAAAGGCAUUUUGAUCGAAUCAACAGGCUGCUCGAAGGAACCAAAGGGAAGACAGUCUACGGAGGAUCUGUCGAUCGAUCGCAGAAAUUCAUCCACCCAAUGAUUGUCACAAACGUGGAUGUAGCAGACAGUUUGAUCUCCGAAGAGCUGUUCGCCCCCAUCCUUCCAAUCAUCAAAGCCGAUGUAUCCGCUGCGCUCAGCACAAUCAAACCCAUGCCCCAUCCACUAGCUUUGUACAUAUUUUCCAAAUCCAAAGCUGAGAUCGAUUACAUUCUCGACAACACCAACUCCGGUGGCGUCACGAUUAACGACGCCAUGUUCCACGCCGGUGUACCAUCAGCUCCAUUCGGUGGUGUCGGAGAAUCGGGAUACGGCGCCUUCCAUGGGAAAUAUGGCUUCGACGCAUUCAGUCACGAUCGAACUGUGGUCACCAUGGCUGGACGCUGGGUGGAGUCUUUGCUCAGCUGGCGAUAUCAGCCUUGGGACAUGAAGAAUGUGGGCAAGCUUCCCACCACCAAAGCAACUUUCAAGCGCGGUGAGACGAUGCAGGAUCAGCUGGUUGGUGGCAGCAAUUGGACAGACACUAAUUGUCCUGUCUGA